AUGAUUGUAGAUAUCGCAAUUGCAGUAUUUUCUAUACUUUGGAUCUUAUUCACAUUAUAUCUUAAUCAUUUGUUUUAUACAAUUUAUGUUCCGGUGCUAUACAUUUCAUUUAUUCUCAUUGAUAUUGUCGUUCCAAUAUUGAUAGUCCCAUCAGCUUACGUAGCGGCGCAUGGAAUUGUUGGACUUAAAGGUCAUUCUGGAAUUGUUGGACUUAAAGGUCAUUCUGGAAUUGUUGGACUUAAAGGUCAUUCUGGAAUUGUUGGACUUAAAGGUCAUUCUGGAAUUGUUGGACUUAAAGGUCAUUCUGGCAUAGAAUAUGUUUUGGAAAUAGUUCUUGGAUUAGUUGCAUUCGCAGUUUACACCUGCGUCUUCUUACUUAGCUCCAUUCUUAAGGCAAGAUCAGUUGUUUUAUCUAAUUUCUCCUUCCCAAUGUUCGAAUAUGAUGCAGUUACAACAUGGAUCCUUAUUACAGCAGCUUGUGCCGUACUCUCAGCUAUUUUCAACUACUUCGAUAGCUGGUUUUACACAUUAGGUUGUAUUAUUCACAUUUUAAUCACAGUUUAUGUACAACUUCGUAUCUACUAUCUUCCUUUCUAUGAUCUAUGGCGCAACGUUCUCAUGAUGGCCUUCUGUUUAGCAACAGUUGUACUUAAUAUAAAUUAUUUCGUCAUCGCAUAUGUCGAUAAGUUCAAAUUCAACUACACAAUAUUUGUAUUCAUAAUAAUAUUGAUAUUGGGCUAUAUAGGUGGUACAGGUGCCAUUACAAAAGUUUCAGGAGAUUUCAGAAAAGCAUUAACAUACCAAGAAGACGUAACAAAUGUUCCUGAAUACUUAGAUUCACUCAAGAUCAAUAAGAACUCACACCAAGCUAACAUGUGGAUCAUUGUUGGUUUAAUCUUUAACAGUGAUUACUUUGUUGAUGGUUCUUUAACCGAUUACUGCCUUAACUGCCCCAAUUUGGAUGGAGCUCUUUCAAUGUUACUCCAAGUUGUCACAUUAUUCCCAUUCGAGUCCCGUAAAAUGGAUGUUCUUUUCAAGAGAGUCAUUCAGAAGCAUAAACUCGGUUUUAGCGACAGAUUCUUGAUCUACCAAUGCUUCAGAAUCAAGAUGAAGAGAUUAGUUUCAGAUACAAAAGACACUCUCGAGAUGUUCAACAAGCUAAAGAACAAGAAUGAAGUUUGCAAGAACACAAUCAAAGCAUUUUGGGACAAGAAUGAAGCUCAUUCAGCAUAUAUCUCAAGUUUGAGCCUUCUUGUUAAUGAUUUAGAUCAAUUAUUCAAAGCAUCAUUAAUGAGCAAUCCAAACAACUUGAGACUUAUUACAGAAUACUCCAAUUUCUUGGCAGAAUGCAAAGGAGACUUCGAUAAUUCAAUCAAGGAAAGUAUCAGAGCAGAAUUGAUUGGUGAUGGAAAGAACUUCAAUGUUGAUGUUUCCUUUAGAUCUUUGGUCAACAAAUUCCCAAGAUAUCUCAAGGACAAAGUCUUAGAUGCAAAAGGACACAAAAUUCUUAAAUCAGGAAAAGAAGCUAAAAGUGGAAGCCAGAAAUCAAGUUCUAGCGCUAAUUCUGGUUCUACAGGUGCAAGUUUCGAUUCAAAUUCUGUUGACUUUGAAAGACAAGAAACAGUUUCAAAGAAGAUAUUGAGAGAUGCAAAAGUUAGAUUGGCAUUCCAUCAUGGUAUUCAAGACACAAGGCCUUGGGAAUAUAAUGCAAUUAUUAUGCAUAUAGUUGCUAGUACAGUUAUCAUCCUUGUUGCUUAUAUUGGCUUCUAUGCAUAUGUCAGAAUCAACAUGAAAUGGAGAAGAUAUGGUUACAAAGAUCUUUCUACUAUCGGCUAUGCAACAUUCUACACAAUCUAUGCUAAUGUUUACACAAUGUCAAAGUUCGCUGCUGACUCAAAUAGAAUAGAUCCAUCAGGAAAAAUCCUUGGUAACAUUUCUAUCGAUGAUGUUGUUGUAGAAACAUUGAUUCCAUUAGAUAUCUCACUUCCAAUGAAGACAUAUGUUUGCAUGAACAGAUCUCGUUACUACCUUGGCUCAUUGUUAAAUAAAUUGGCGGAUAAGGCUCUUGAAGGCGACGAUCCUUAUGAUAUCGCUUACGUAUUAAUUCAAACAAACUCUACAUUCAAAGUUUGUGAUCAAGCAAGUCCAGUUUACGCGAUCAGAGCAAGUUUAAAGGCGGAAUUAAUUGUUUUCAGUUACUUGCAUAACUAUAUUGCUGGUUUGUACAAUGAAAACAAAAUGCCAGCAAAUCUUUAUGCAUCCAAUGAUUAUUGCCAGAUUUUGUCAAAUAUCCCAACCAUUUCAGAAAACGCCGAUAUAACAUUCCAUUCAAUUCUUAAUUACCAUAUUGAUAAAGCAAAUUAUUAUGAUGGUAUAUUCAUUGCUUGGCUUGUAUUUGGCUUAGUUGCAAUGGCAGUUAUUUGUGGAAUUCCACUUUUCGUCAUUGGUUUCUUAUACAACAGAAGAAUCACAAAGAUGUGCCAGAUUUUGCAUCAAUUACCUCCACCUGUCAAAGAAGAUGCCAGAAGGGCAUUGAUGUUGAAUCAAGAUCUCAACAGUGAAAACAGUGCAGGAACAACAGAAGUCAAAUCAGCAUUCUUAGUUGUAAUAAGAAUCAUUUAUUAUAUUGCUUUAAUUGCUUGUUUGAUUGUUUAUGCUUUGUUUGUUAUCACAACAACAAAACUGAACUCCAAUCUUACAAAGCUUCUCAGAUGGUUCUUCUAUUCAUGCCAGAGAAUCACACUUGCUUCACAAUGCGGUAACAAUGCUAUUCAGAUGAUUUUCUUGAAUGGAUCAUUACCACAAACAAUUGUGAACACAUCACAGUUAAGAGAUAAUGAGAUUUCAAUGCUUGACAAGUUCAUGGACUCAGAAAGAAUAUUAUUAUAUGGUAAUGACGAAGUUGAAGGCAGUGUUGGCUUCGAUGAAGAGUUGGAUCACUUGCAUCUUGAAAGUUACUGCGAUUUAGGAAGAGAACCAAAGUCAAUACAUGAUAUGUAUGCAUGUGGUUCUUUGGAUGCACAAAUUCAGAUGCUUAAGUUCUUUGUCGAUGAAGUUAUUAAGAACUUAAAGUUCUUCCAAGGAAACAUGAUGAGUGAAGUUGCUGCAAACUAUGCACACAUUUUGCGUUUCCACUUCUAUCCAAGUGUUAUCAGAGCAACAAAGAGAAUUUCUCAUAUAAUGAAAACCACAUAUGAUAACACAAUGACAAAAAACAUCAUUUUCCUUGCAGCAGGAUUUGUUUGUUUGAUUUUUAUUUUUGUAUUACCAUGGUUCUUCAGAAACGUCAUGAUUCAGAAUUACCGCAUUUUCUUGAUGCUCUUGAAACAUCUUCCAAUGCAAACAAUCAUUGAUACACCAGAAAUCCUCGAGUUCUUCACAGGCAAGAAGAAAGCCAAAGUUGAAAGAAUGUCAACAUCAAAGUCAAUUGUUUAUGGUGCAAGUGAAUGCAUCAUUAUCACAAACGCUUCAAGUGUUAUUGAAAUCAUCAAUAACUCUGUUACAGCAAACAUCGGUUUAACUCCAGAUCAAAUGCUUGGUCAGCAAUUUGCCAAUUUCGUUGGUACUGAUGAUCAACAGCGUCUCAACCAACAGAUUGAUAUGAUGACAAGUGGACAAGGAUCAGCAUUCUGGGAAGACCAUCUUACUUUGUUAAAUGAUAAGAAUGAUUUCGUUCCAUUCACAGUUAACUUGAUUGGAAUGAAAGAUGAAGGUUCAAAUGAAAUUAAGAGCUUCGUUUUCAUCUUAAGAAACGAAACAGAAGAGAUCCAGAAGAGAAAGGCAGCAGAAGAAGCUAAAGCCAAAUCAGAGAAGUUGUUGUAUCAGAUCUUACCAAAGGAUAUCGUUGUAAGACUCAACAGAGGUGAAACAGAUAUUUCAUUCACAAUUCCAUCAGCAACAAUCUUCUUCAUUGAUAUUGUCAAAUUCUCCAAUUAUGCUGCAACAUUAACACCAUCAGAAAUCAUGGCAAACCUUUCAUUGGUGUUCGCAACAUUUGAUAAGAUUGUUGCCGAAUAUCCAAUCAUCACAAAGAUCAAAUUAAUCGGUGAUGUUUACAUGGCAGCUGCUGGUCUUUUCUGCACAGAAGAAGAUGAUCCAAAGAAACAUGCAGAAGAUGCAUGCAGAGCUUGCUUGAGAUGCCAGAAGGCCAUGGAAGACAUCAAUGUUAAACUCAGCGCUUCUCUUGAAGUCAGAAUUGGUGUCAACUCUGGUGGUCCACUCAUUGGUGGCGUUUUGGGUUCUGAUAAGCCAACAUUCGAUAUCAUUGGUGAUCCAAUCAAUGUCGCUGCUCGUCUCCAGAGUACAGAUAUCCCAGGAUGUGUCCAAAUUUCUAGUGAAACAAAGGAUUUGAUCGAAGGUUUGGACUUCAUCGUUGAAGAAAGAGGUCAAAUUUAUCUCAAAGGCAAAGGUGAAAGACUUACUUACUUCGUUAACUUUGCAACUAAGUCUGACCAAGAAGCCUCAUUUGUUAUGGCUCUUAAUUCUACAACUGAAUAA
This is a messenger RNA of Trichomonas vaginalis G3, 4497 nucleotides long. Its product is annotated as guanylate cyclase protein. Gene Ontology annotation, biological process: receptor guanylyl cyclase signaling pathway; cGMP biosynthetic process; intracellular signal transduction. NCBI's taxonomy places the organism in Eukaryota, Parabasalia, Trichomonadida, Trichomonadidae. Gene Ontology annotation, molecular function: guanylate cyclase activity; peptide receptor activity. The coding region runs from base 1 to 4497 and encodes 1498 amino acids. The record is from RefSeq and is a predicted model, not a curated record. The transcript has a single exon.